AUGUCUGCCGUUGCUGCGAAGGAGUCCUACCUCCACCCUCUCGACCCCGCCACGGCCGAAGAGAUUGAGAAGGCCACCGCCCUAGUUAAACAACUCUUCUUUGGCAUCCCUCUCCACUUCAAGGCUGCCGGCCUGGAUGAGCCCCCCAAGCGGGAUCUGUCUGCCUAUCUCGAUGCUGAGCACGAGGGCAGACCGCUUCCUCCUCUCCCUCGUCGGGUCUUUGUUGAGCAGUAUCAGGAGCUUCCCCGCGACUUCCAUGGUCCUGUCGACCGUGCUGAGAUGAAAGAGGCCGCUGAGGUCGUCAUGAAGGACCCCAACAUUGACGACACCACCAUCGUCCUCGACCCCUGGGACUUUGGUGUUGAUGGAACCGAGACACAAGAAAGACACACACAGGUCUUCAUGUACAUCUGCAACCCUGAGAACAAUGAUCCCGACUCUUGCCACUACUCCUUCCCUCUCGACUUCAUGGUCAUCGUCGAUCUUGUUGCCAUGAAAGUAAAGAAGAUCCUCCGUCUACCUCUUGGUGUGGACCAGAAGACCACCGAGAAGAACCCUCCCCGAACGACCAUGAAGCCUUACCAGGUCAUCCAGCCAGAGGGUGCUUCAUUCACCGUCAAGGGGCACCUGAUUGAGUGGGAGAAAUUCCGCUUCUGUGUUGGUUUCAACUGGCGAGAGGGUACGACCAUUCACGAUGUUUCCUUCAUGGGCCGCAAGGCGUUCUACCGUCUCUCUCUCUCUGAGAUGUUUGUCCCCUAUGGCGAUCCUCGUAACCCAAUUUACCGCAAGGGCGCUUUCGACCUUGGCAAUGUCGGUGCAGGUGUGACUGCCAACAACCUGGCUCUUGGGUGCGACUGCCUAGGAGUCAUCAAGUACCUUGGCGGCCAUGUUGUCGGAAAUGAUGGUACUGCCGUCGAGAAGCCCAACGCCAUCUGCAUCCACGAGGUCGACCAAGGCAUCCAGUGGAAGCACACCAACCACCGCACCAAGAACGCCACUGUAGUCCGCAAGCGACAGCUUGUUCUGCAGCAGAUCAUCACCGUUGCCAACUACGAGUACAUCUUUGCUUGGAUCUUUGACCAGUCUGGCGAGAUCACCUAUGAGACCCGCGCCACCGGCAUUCUCUCCACUCAACCAAUCGAUGCCGAUGCCAAGGUCCCAUGGGGAACUCGUGUCGGCGACGGUGUCAUGGCUCCCUACCACCAGCACAUCUUCAAUGUCCGCAUUGACCCUGCCGUCGGCGGCCGCAACAACUCCUUCGUCUACUCCGGCUCGGUCCGCAUGGACUGGGACGAAGAGCUCAACCCCCUGGGCACCGGAUACGUCACCAAGGAGACCACAUUCCACCGCGCCAGCUCCGUCCAGGACAGCGUCGCCGACGGCCGCGUCUUCAAGAUCGUCAACCCCAACAUCGAGAACCCCCCGGGCUCCUGGCACUGGCGCCGCUCCGAGUUCUGCGAGGCCCCCAUGUGGGUGACAAAAUACCAGGACCGCCAGCUCUUCCCCGCGGGCGACUACACCAACCAGUCCCUCGGCGGCACGGGGAUCAAGAGCUGGACCACCCACAACCCAGACCCCGUCGUCAACGAGGACAUCGUCGCCUGGCACACGUUCGGCUUCAACCACAUCCCCCGCGUCGAGGACUUCCCCAUCAUGCCCGCUGAAAUUGCGCAGAUGCACCUCAAGCCGUACAACUUCUGCAACUACAACCCCACCAACGACGUGCCUCCCUCGAACCAGGAGUUUAACAAGAGCGUGCUGUAUGAGGACCAGCAGGCUGCUUCUGCCGAUUUGUGCUGCCGAAACAAGCUGUGA
Messenger RNA from Clonostachys rhizophaga, 1815 nucleotides. The record is from the annotation of a GenBank genome assembly. Lineage: Eukaryota; Fungi; Ascomycota; Sordariomycetes; Hypocreales; Bionectriaceae.